Messenger RNA from Humulus lupulus (European hop), 915 nucleotides. RefSeq names its product mediator of RNA polymerase II transcription subunit 15a-like. The record is from RefSeq and is a predicted model, not a curated record. Gene Ontology annotation, molecular function: transcription coactivator activity; chromatin DNA binding. NCBI's taxonomy places the organism in Eukaryota, Viridiplantae, Streptophyta, Magnoliopsida, Rosales, Cannabaceae. The transcript has 5 exons. Bases 15 to 704 code for a protein of 229 amino acids.
GGCAUAUCAAAACAAUGAAGGAAUUGUACUUACCUGAACUUCAUGAAUUGUAUCAAAAAAUUGCUGGCAAAUUACAGCAGGUAAAAUCUAUGUCACCUAAGGCAUUGAGUGCUUCUGUCAGGGACAUUGGCUCUGUUGUCAACAUGGUUGAUAGGUUUGCAGGAUCAGCUCCUGGUAAUGGAUCUAGAGCUGCAGUUGGUGAGGAUUUAGUUGCUAUGACAAACUGUCAUUUACAGGUAAGAAAUUUCACGAGCCACGAUGGAACUAACGGGACAAGGAAAAUGAAGCGCUACACUAGUGCCAUGCCCUUAAAUGUCAUAUCAUCAACCAGUAGUAUUAAUGAUUCAGAAAUAUCAGAACUAGAGUCAACUGCAACAUCUGGUAUCAAGAGGUGUAAGUUAGAGGCAAUUCAUGCUCUUAAAGAUGAAAUUAGGGAAAUAAAUCAGUGUCUUAUUGACACUGUUAUUGAUAUUAGUGAGGAAUCAAGUGUUGUAGCAGUUGCUGCUGAAGGAGAUGAAGGGACCAUUGUCAAGUGCUCUUUCAGCGCCGUGGCACUCAGUCCAAACAUGAAAUUGCAAUAUGCUUCAGCACAGAUGUCUCCAAUACAACCAUUAAGGUUGCUUGUCCCCACAAAUUAUCCCAACUGUUCCCCAAUACUAUUGGACGUAUUUCCAGUGGAAGUCAGGCUGUCAAUCUCAUUGUAACUUUGUCUUGAACAGGAAAAACAUACCGUCUACGGGUGCAUAAUGUCGGUAUCUCAACUAAUUUUGACAGGAAUUCGCCACAGUAGUUAGUUGUGUGAGCGAAAAGCAAUAAUUUGAUUCAAAGUUUCGAUUUUGAAUUUUUCUUGGAAACGUUUCAUCUGGGUAUCAAUAUAAUUUCGGUUUUAGUCACCAUAAUUGCUUAAUAUGGUUU